This is a messenger RNA of Schistocerca nitens (vagrant locust), 1486 nucleotides long. Its product is annotated as metallophosphoesterase domain-containing protein 1. The record is from RefSeq and is a predicted model, not a curated record. The transcript has 6 exons. Bases 570 to 1478 code for a protein of 302 amino acids. Gene Ontology annotation, molecular function: hydrolase activity. Lineage: Eukaryota; Metazoa; Arthropoda; Insecta; Orthoptera; Acrididae.
CUACUGCCAAUGUUUUUGUCCUAAACAUAUGGUGGAGUGCGACUGCAGAGUUUAGCGCGUCGCCAUAGAUCCUAACCACCAUUUAUGCUGCUGAAUCCCAGAAUAACAGUACUCGCCACUCGGAGAAGCAAGUGUUUACCGUGUGUGGCAAAACAAUAACCUUGUAAUGAAAAAAGUUUAUGAAUACGUACCCUAGCCCUUCGAUUAAAUCUUGUAUUUACAGAAAUUUAGAAAGCAUCCUAUAGUUGAACUUCCGAUAUCCCAAAUGUUGCCUAAACUCUGAGCAUUGACAUAGUGUUCUGUUAACGUCAUCGAUGGACGGGCUGUUUGAAUACUAACGUUGUUGGUAAUGUGAAUCAGUCGGUUGCACUGCUUGGAAAUAAAAGUAUGGACCAAGAUUAGUGUGUUUUCUGUUAGUAAAUUAUUUCUGGGAUUCGAUAACGGAACCAUUAUUAUGAGCAUCCCUAUUCAUGAACUGUCGAGUAAUCCAACUGCUGCAUGGAAAGAACUGUCAAAAAAUCAGAAAGUGAUAAAAGUUCAAACGGGUCCACCGAAACCUUUGAUACCAGAUGAUAAGACUGCUGGAGAUAAACACAUUGUACAAAGAACUGAACUCAGGCUUGUUGAAAAUUGUUUGCAUUCGCAUGAAAUGUUCCAUCUGUAAAUUCCUAGGGACAGUCUUUUUCUCGUCUUACGCAAAUCAGCUGGUUCGAAUAGUGUGUAUGAGUGAUACACACUCAUUGACUCCACAUAUCAGAUUUGACAUUCCAGAUGGAGAUAUUUUCAUACAUGCAGGUGAUUUUACAAAAUGUGGCAGAGAGGAAGAGGUUAUUGAUUUCAAUAAUUGGAUAGGUCAGCUGCCUCACAAAUAUAAAAUUGUUAUUGCGGGAAAUCAUGAGCUGAGUUUUGAUGAAACAUUUACACAGUCUCUGAACAGCAGUCCAGGCGACAGAACUUCUCAUACAGGUUACAGUGUUGUUGAUAAAAUUCCAACAUUGGGUGUUCCAAAAGAAAACAUAACAGAAGCAAUAACAACUCCAAAUGUGAAAAAAUGUUUGACGAACUGCAUAUAUUUACAAGAUGAAGAAGUUGUAGUUUACGGAUUGAAAAUAUAUGGCACACCAUGGCAGCCUGAAUUUUGCAAGUGGGCCUUCAAUGUCCCAAGAGGAGCGCCAUGUUUGGAGAAGUGGAAUAAAAUACCUGAUGACACAGACAUUCUUGUUACGCACACACCACCAAUUGGUCAUGGUGAUCUAUGCUGCUCAGGUGUGCGUGCUGGCUGUGUGGAACUGCUAACAACUGUUCAGCAGAGAGUGAAGCCAAAAUACCAUGUUUUUGGACACAUCCAUGAAGGUUAUGGAAUUACAUCAGAUGGAAAAGUUAUUUACAUCAAUGCAUCAACAUGUGAUAUAAAUUACCUCCCCACAAACCCCCCCAUUGUAUUUGAUGUCUCUUUACCACAGUCUGUAAAUAAAUGAAUAUACAG